AUGAUCGUCCUCUAUGAAUUUUUCCACGAGGCGCCUUGUAACGCCUCAUUCGCAUUAGUGCCGGUUCCCUCAGCUAUCAAUACAAUCAACAGAUGGAACAACCACGGCAUCCAGAACAUGGAUGGAAAAGGUCAAUCACUUCUAGUUAGAUCUCUUCGACAGCCACUCCCACUUGCCUCUUCACCAUCUCAGAGAAGAUGUGCAUGUCAUCACAGGCGUCCUCCAUUCCGAAAUGCCAACAUGGUGAAGAAUCGUACUUCACUCGCUCCCUUCAGCCCUUCAGCCUUAUCAAUGCGCUGGGAAGGCUUCACUCGUUAUCCGUCGGUGUACAAGGUUUCUAAGCAAAGGAAAACCGUGCUGUUGUACAAGAAGGGAAAAUCACUUGACAUUGGCCGCCUGUUUAACUAA
Necator americanus (New World hookworm) is the source of this 408-nucleotide messenger RNA. RefSeq lists its product as uncharacterized. The record is from RefSeq and is a predicted model, not a curated record. Lineage: Eukaryota; Metazoa; Nematoda; Chromadorea; Rhabditida; Ancylostomatidae. The coding region runs from base 1 to 408 and encodes 135 amino acids. The transcript has a single exon.